GAUGAGCCCUUGAACAAGGCACUUAACCCUAAUUGCUCCUGUAAGUCGUUCUGGAUAAGAGCAUCUGCUAAAUGACUCAAAUGUAAAUGUAAUAGUAGAUAUUUUAUUUGACCUCUUGAGAUAGGGAAACAUGUUUUUAUUAAGUUGAACAUUUGCUCUUUAUGACAGAUUGUUACAAUUGGGAGAAAUAACACGUUCUUCUCUCACGAAGUUACACUCCUCAAAAGGCACCUAAUUGGUGGAACGACCCACCCCUCUCAGAGAAGUUUGUCAUUCUCUCCUAGCAACAGCUUGGGUCGUUAUAUAUGCUACAAACGUGUCAUACAGGCCUAUUGUUUCCAACAACCUUUUUGGGCGAGACGCAUUAAACUUAAUCUAGAUAACAUGAAUGCCCGCUGCAAAACACGGUCAAAGUAAAAUAGCUAUCAGGAUACGCUUCCUUGAAAUAUAAAGUAAUAAACUCGUGCAAAAGGUGGUUCCCAUUCAGCAUGUGUUCCUUUGGCGCGUUGGACAAGCUCGGACCCCACGGCAGACACUAUUCACAUGGAGGAGAGAUACAUUACAGACCGCACAUUCAGCACAUAGAGCCCAACCUAACAGAGUGUGACCUUGACUGGAGCUCUGGUCUGCGGUGGCUGCCUGCACCUCGCUACAGUGAUGCUCCACUCCCUCACAUCAAAUUGAUCAAGUUCCCUGAAGAGACCAGACUGCUCAGGUCCUUCCCACAGGCCAACAUGGUGUCCCAGUCUGAGUGGACGUUUUAUCCCAACUUUGGUCAGCCCAGAACCUUCCAUGUUGGCAAACGCUGUUUGCUGGAGGGAGGUCACCAUUAUAGGACCAUACGGUGUUCUUCAGAGAGAACUCUGGAGGUCACCAUCGGGAGGAAAAAACAAGCCAGGUUUACCUGCCAUUCUGCACCUGGUUCUAGACCCUAUCUAACACCUGAGUACAGUCCUGACUUUCACAAGUUUGGAUCAACAUUACCAACAACACAUUUUGGGUCACUGACCUUCAGUGCAGAUACAUUCGUUCCUCUUCAGCCACCUCCAAAAAAGACAUGUAUUCCAUAUGUAGCGAGGAAGAGGAUGGAGGACAGGGAGGCAGACAUACUGGAAGUGAAGAAGCUGAGUAAAUGGAGGCCUGCACCGGUCAUAUUCAAAACUGUGCUGGACAACUGACAUGUCAAAAUGUUUUUUGGAUGAAUGAGGAGAAAUGGAUAACAAUUCCAAACUGUAUAUCAUGAUCAUUCAGCAUGAUUACAGCCACGUGGUUUUGAUUCUACUGUAGUUUGAUAAGGACGUUUGGUGGGAGGGGGGGAUCAAUGAUGUAAUAAAGUGUGACUAAUUGUCAUGACAUCAUUUGGAGCUUUUGCCAUCACUAUUCACUUUUGAACAAUUGGGUUAUGCAAUUUGCUGAGGGGAGAUAAGCAACAAUAAGCCAAGCAGGGAAAAACAGUUCCCAGGUGGCCUGACUUUGCUGAGUUCCAAAAGCAGUUAGGUCAGCAACAGUUGAUAACCUGACCUCUGUUUUGCCUUAUAGUCUGGCAGAGGUGCAUCGCAUAGAUUUCCUUAAUUCCCAGGGGAAGAUAAGUGGUGGGCUCAAUCCCUCAUUCAGCAAAACAACACUGCUGAUCCCAUUCAGGAUAGACAGGGACAACUAGGGCUGCUACUAUUAGCUGCUUAGUCACUUCAGCAUGCCUCAAGGUUAGGGAGGGGGUGUGUACAGGUUUUUAAUAUUAGUCCCAUGUAUCUCUGCAUUCAUGACAUGUCAGAUCAAGGAAACUCUGAAUUUUUACGACAUUGUAGAAAGAUGAUAGGAGGUAGGCCGUUCAGAGUUUUCCAAUUGGAAAGUAUCAGAAUCAAAAAAUAGAAAGCUACACGCAAAUAACUUAUUUUGGAGGUUCCGACAUGUGAUGAAUGCAGCAUCUGUGUUAAGGUACGUUUUCAUUUGCGGAGGCUUUCCAGACCGACAAGCAAAGGGUAGAGCAGGAAUCGUAUAGGUCAGUGGGUUAGCCUGGGCAUGUUCUGUACAAAAAACGUUUUUGAAUGUUUCCUUUAAGUGUACUUUUUGGAGAUUACUAAUGUUACUGUCCCGUUACAAAAAAACAAAAUUGAAUUGAAAUACUGUAGAAUUCCAUUCAUUCCUAUGGAGGACUGCUCCUACUGGGGAGUGCCAAUACGGCCAACUUGUGCCUUCAAAGCCUCUCAAUGGCCAAUAAAUAACAUCAGCAAUCCAGAGUUUAUAUACAUCGUUGUUACCCACUUCUCUCUACGUAUGGGACACUAGCCACAAUAGUGGAAUUUGUGUUUCAUCUGCAAAAUCUAAGUCCCUCAUUGAAAGUGAUGCAAACGGAUACAAAUAGUGGAUUCAUGCCAUAUUUGGACUAGAUAAUACUAAACAAGGUUGGAAUGUUAUUACAUAUUUGUUGACACGAUGGGUUCACAAUCCAUAGGUAAGGCUGUACAGUGCAUAUAAGUAUGCCCCAAUGCAAUUAUGCAGUCUAAUACAUCCACAAUGGGAUUUCAACAGUUUGUUUCUCUGUUGUCAAACUAAUUAAUUGUUGUAUUUAAUUUAAAAUUAGGCAACAACAUUCCAACCUUUAGCAUUAUCUAGUCCAAACAUGUCAUGAUUCCACUAUUGGUAACCAUUGCAUCCUUUUCAGCGAGGGACUUUAAUUUUGAAAGCAAACUGCAAAUUCCACACAUUAUAGCCCUGCACGGGCAUUAAUUUUAAGUCCGAGCCCUAGUCAUGCCGUUCAGGCCCUAGCCUACCCCAGGCCCGAUUUACUUCUGCCAAAUGUAAGGGCCGAGCUUGGGCUCCAUUAGUUGCUGCUCUCUGUCUGUCACUCACUCCCUGCACGCGUUUACAUUUUUACAUUUGAGUAAUUUAUCAGACCAUCUUAUCCAGAGCGAGUUCAUACAUUUUCAUACUGGUCCCCUGUGGGAAUCAAAGCCACAACCCUGGCAUUGCAAGUGCCAUGCUCUACCAAGGGAGCCACACAGGACUAGCAAAACCAUUGCCUCAUAGCGGCUCUGAUCAAUUUAGUGAUACCCGAGCCCUGCCUGUACCCUAGUUAUCGAUGAAAAAACAGGCCCUACGUGGCCGUAACCCGAUGUACAGUGUAAUGUUGGGGCCGUGAGGCUCGGUUCAGGUAGCAGAGCUCUAAAUCAAAUCAUAUACAGUGCCUUGCGAAAGUAUUCGGCCCCCUUGAACUUUGCGACCUUUUGCC
Molecule: messenger RNA, 3229 nt
Organism: Oncorhynchus mykiss (rainbow trout)
Lineage: Eukaryota; Metazoa; Chordata; Actinopteri; Salmoniformes; Salmonidae
Gene: spats1
Product: spermatogenesis associated serine rich 1
Source: RefSeq, a predicted model, not a curated record